Molecule: messenger RNA, 4552 nt
Organism: Corylus avellana
Lineage: Eukaryota; Viridiplantae; Streptophyta; Magnoliopsida; Fagales; Betulaceae
Product: Transducin/WD40 repeat-like superfamily protein
Molecular function (GO): protein binding
Source: RefSeq, a predicted model, not a curated record
GGAAGCGCAAAAAGCACUGAAGUGAUCAUAUGAUAAGACUUAUUUUCUCAUAAAAAGAAAAAGAAAAAAGAUAAGCAUGUUUGUUUUCUUUCUCCUCUUUCCCUCCAUUGAUGGAAGCAACGGUCAGUUUUUUGUCUGUAGCUGAGAGGGGCCACUGAAGUUUAGAGAUUUGGCUGGAAUGGUCACGGGAAAUUGUUCCAGACAUCUACAACUCUGCAAGUCUCCUACUGGGCACUACAUAAAGUACACUUAUUAUUCCUCAAGAAAUCAACAUGUCUACUAAAUCAAUGGUUCCCAUCUCUUCUUCUUCUUCUUCUUCCUCUUCUUCUUCUUCAAUGGUUUCAUCCCAUGAUUAUGAGAGAUCAGACCAAAAAUCCAUACGGGUACUCGUUGUUUCAAUCAAUAAGUACAUCAGUGAACUCUUAUCAAAUGGUGAGGCCAGGAGUUCUCUAAAACAGAGAUGCAUCUCAAAGCUGAAAUAUCAGAAGCAGGAAUUCUUCGAAUUCGCUGAGCAAUCGGUGCUAGCAAAUUUUUACUGGGGCAUUGACAGCAUUGAAACUGCAAUCAAAACAAAAUGGCUAGAAGAGAGAGCUGAGAGGCUGAGGAAUUCAGAGCGAAUGCUUCAGGUCCCAGCAUUGCUUGAUGAGCAAGAAUUCACCGCCGGAAUUCCAAACCGUUAUUUGGUGUGUUGCUCCUACUUUUACCUCUCAGUAGUAAGGAACCUCCAACAGGAUGAGUGGCAGGCUGCACUGCAUUUUGUCCAAGCCCUGUUGGUGUCUCCAAAACUUGUUCGAACGGAAUUUGCACCAGAACUUUGUGAAAGUCUUUUUCCUUCAAGUACUGUGCAUGAAAAGAAGGAAAAAAUUGGAAGGAGAAGCUUUGCAUCUACACAUCUGGUGGAGUCUGUAGAGAACGAGUACAGUGAAGCAAUGAGGCAGAUGGCAAGGAGAUACAAAGACUGGUUAAUAUAUUAUCAGGUCAUGUUUUAUGGAGAGACUCCUCUGCGGCUUUGUGGUAGCAGAGAUGGUUCAUCCCCUGACAAUGAAUCAGAAUGUUAUAAGCAUAUAAUACCCACUAGCACUGAAUCUUCAAUUUCAACUGAGCAUGGACACAGCUUGGAGAAUUAUAAUAAUUAUGAGAAGGUGCAUCCACUUGAUCCUCAAGAUAUAAUAGAUGAAAUGCUAGAGAAACCUAAGGCAGCCUCUGAAGUUCCCGAAUUUGAAGAUCAUAGGAAAGUGGGUAGAUCAUUGGAUCAACUGUCAAAAUUUCAAGUUCACAGUGGAGAGCUCAAAAGAAAUUCAAGUAUCAGAUGCCUACAGGAUUUGCUGAAGGAAUCCCAGUCAGAUACGCCAACUUCAGAAGAUUCAUGCUACAAUGAUUCUCAGUCUGGCAGUGACAUGGAGGUAGAUAUGAAUGACACAAAAUGCUCAAUGAGAAUUCCAACAACAAAUGCUGAUGAUCCACCGCCAGAAAUUUGUGAUCAGAAGAUGCAGGCUCCUUGCUCCACAUCAGACCCAGAUCCAUGCACUCCUCAGAAAAUGCCGGCCAUUGAAGCCCCUGGCAAAUUAAGUAUAGCCAUUUUGCAAGAUAGAGAUGAAAAUUCAAAUACCCUUUGGAAUCACCAUGUAAAGAAUGAAUCAACUCAGAGGACAUUAAAGCCAGAAAAAUUCCAGCUCUUUAAUCAUAUAGCAUCUUCUACAUCUCUGCAGAAAUGUAGGAUCGCCCUGACCGAUCACCAAGGAAAUGCUGCAAGAAAUCUACAGAACUCAAGAAGCUGGAGAAAAUUUAAUAAAGUUUGUUCACAUUCUCAAAAAGAUUCCACAAGUGAACUAUUGGGAAUACUUGAAACGACAAUUUCAGAGCUGUGUUUUGCAGAAGGAUUGGGAAAAAGUGACGAAGAUUUUGCAGUAGAAGUUACUAAAAUUUACAAAAUGUUAAACUACAAAACUGAAAUAAAAUAUGCUAUGUUAAAGGAAGUAAUUCUGGAUCAGCUGCUUUCAGAUAUAUCAACUUCCAAAGAGGAAAGAGUAAUUAGGACAUCGGUGUCUACAUUGACAACAAUCAUUUCAGCAAACAAGUCAUUCAUCGAAGACAUCAAGAAAAAAGGCUUACAGUUGUGUGAUUUGGCAAGGGCUCUGAAGCAAAAUGUGCAUGAGGCUGCAAUUCUAAUCUAUCUAAUAAAUCCAUCUCCUGCAGAAAUUAAGGCAUUAGAAAUCUUACCAGCACUAGUGGAGGUUGUGUGCACUUCAGACAGUUACAAGGGUAGGACAGCAUCAGAUCUGCUGACACCUCCUGGAGCAUCACUUAUGAUUAUUGAAGUGUUAGUAACUGCAUUUGACCAAACCAUGAAUAACAAGCACUUGGCUGCAAUCAAUUCUCCCCAUGUUCUUUGCAGGCUCCUAGAUGUAGCAAGAACUAAUAAUCUGGAUGAGUUUAUCUCUUUGGCCACUAUACUUGUAAAGUGCAUGCAAUUUGAUGGGCAAUGCAGAAAAUAUAUAUCCCAAUCUACUCCUGUGGCUCCGUUUAUUCAUCUACUACAAAGUAACGAGAAGUGGGCCCAGUUCAUAGCACUCGAGUAUUUUCAUGAGGUCCUUCGCGUACCAAGGUCAUAUGCCAUUAGCUUGUUGCAGAAAAUACAAAAAGAAGGAAGCACCGAUAUUAUGCACAAACUAAUGGACUGUAUCCAACACUUGCAACCCGACUACCAACUUUUGGCAGCAAAUUUACUGCUUCAAUUGGACACAAUGGAUAAUUCAUCUGACAGAAGAGUGUUCAGAGAAGAAGCUAUGAAGGUCCUUCUGAAGUAUCUAGAAUUUGAAGAAAACUCUGAUAUGCAGCUAUUAUCUGCAUUCAUCCUAUCAAAUCUUGGUGGAACGUAUGCUUGGACAGGGGAACCAUAUACAACAGCAUGGUUGGUUAAAAAGGCAGGUUUAACCUCUCCGUGUCACCGGAACAUGAUAAAAAACUUUACCUGGUCGGAUAAAAGCCUACAGGAUGCUUUCACAGACUCAUGGUGCAGCAGGAUGAACAGAAGCAUCAUUAACAUUGGGAAUCCUCUCUUCUAUGCUUUAGAAAAGGGGCUAAAAAGCAAUAUAAGGAAGGUAUCUAGGGCUUGUCUAACAACUAUUGCGUGGCUUGGAUGUGAAAUAACAAAGAGCCCAGAUAGCUUUAGACAUUCUGCAUGUGAGAUCUUACUAAGUGGGAUUGAGCAAUUUUUGCAUCCUGGAUUGGAGCUUGAAGACAGGCUUCUAGCAUGUUUGUGCGUCUAUAACUAUGCUUCUGGCAAAGGGAUGCAAAAACUCAUUUAUUCUUCAGAAGGAGUAAGGGAGUCGCUAAGACGCCUUUCAAACAUAAGCUGGAUGGCAGAGGAAUUACAUAAAGUGGCUGAUUAUUACCUGCCCAACAAAUCACGUAUUUCUUGUGUUCACACACAAAUCCUGGAGGUGGGUCUUAAAGGCAGUGGAGCUGUAUGUGCCCUCAUCUACUACAAGGGACUGCUUUAUAGUGGAUACUCAGAUGGUUCAAUUAAGGUGUGGGACAUCAGGGGGCAAUCAGCCAUACUUGUAGGGGACGUGAAGGAGCACCAAAAGGCAGUGACAUGUUUUUCACUUUAUGAACCAGGAGAUAGCCUUUUAAGUGGCUCCAACGAUAAAACUAUUAGGGUUUGGCAAAUGCUCCAUAGGAAAUUGGAGUGCGUUGAAGUAAUACCAAUGAAGGAACCAAUUCAACAGUUAGACGCAUAUGGCAAAAUGAUUUUUGUACUUACCCAUGGCCAUGGGUUGAAGGUACUUGACGCAUCAAGAACAGUCAAAGAUAUUUGCAGGAGCCAAAAUGUGAAGUGUAUGAGGGUGUUUCAGGAGAAGAUCUACGUAGGCUGCACAAAUUCAAGCAUACAGGAGUUUUCUAUAACAAACAACCGGGAGCAAGAAAUCAAAGCACCAGCAAAGAGCUGGAAGAGGCAACACAAGCCCAUCAGUUCAAUUGUGGCAUACAAAGAUUGGCUUUAUUGUGCAAGCGUAACUGUUGAAGGUUCAAGCUUCAAGGAAUGGAGAAGACCUGGCAAACCCCAAAUGUCAAUAGCAAUAGGCAAAGGAGACAAUGUGCUAGCAAUGGGAGUAGUGGAAGACUUCAUAUACCUAAACUGCAGCUCAUCAACAAACAACAUUCAGAUCUGGUUGAGAGGGACACAGCAGAAAUUGGGGAGGAUUUCAGCAGGCAGCCGGAUAAAAAGCCUCCUCACUGCCAAUGACAUGCUACUGUGUGGCACGGAGUCGGGGAUAAUCAAGGGCUGGAUCCCCUUGUAGCAGAAGAUUUGAAACUUGGAGAUUUGGGUAUCAUCAACUACCAAUAAAUGUAUGCUGCAGAGAAGGGCGAGUUUUGAUUUAUUCAGAGCACAAUAUAUUGUGAAAUGUAUAUCUCAAAGAGGGAUAGAACUAUUGUAUAAUCGAUCACUGUACUUAUACUAGUUUCAUCUUUCAAGAGAAUGUCAGUUUUCAAACGUGUAUAUCAAAGAAACGUUAUCUGUAAUAUUAUGUACCAACAACUUCCUCAA